AAUGGAUUCUGGUAAAGACUGGAAUGAAGAUUUAGAUAUGAGCUAUAUUGAAAAUAGGAAAAAGUCAUUUCUAAAGUGGAAAUACGAUGAUAGAUUAUCUGUAACAUUAUUAAUAGAUAGUUUCUUUUAUUACUUGGGUGAAAUUGAUGCUACAAAAUGUUUCUCCUGUAAUCUUGUUGUAAAAGAUUGGAAGAAAAACUCAAAACCAUUGACUAUCCAUACGCUUCUAUCUCAGAAUUGUCCUAUGAUAAAGGAAUAUUUUAACGAAUAUUUCAUGAAUAAUAACAAAGAAGAAUUGAUUUUAGAAUAUGAGAAUAAGCUUUUGGAGUGUCAACCAUUAUAUCCUGAUAUGAUGAGGUAUAGUUGUCGUCUAGAGUCUCUCUCAGAAUAUGACAUCAGUCUCCUUGAAAAGGAAUUGUGCGCUACUACAGGAUUUAUAAUGAAAGAAAAACAAAUUUUAACAUGUUUUCAUUGUGGAUGUAGUUUGAGAGGAGAAAACAUUGAAAAUCCUUUUCAGGAACAUGCAAAAUUUCAACCGUAUUGUUUAUUUCUAAUCAACAGGAAAGGUGCUGAAUUUGUAGAUGAACACAAGCUGAAUUUUCCAGUCAAAGAUGAAAAUUAUCCUCGAGAAGUCAGAGCAGCAAUAGAUACAGACGUCGCUAAACUACUUUCAGAAUUAAAAGACUGGAAUAUUGUUCUUCGAUCAAUUGAAUUUGUUUGUAAUGAAAUGGCAAAUGUUGUCACCCUUCCUUGCGGAUGUUUGGCAGUUUGUUCUAAAUGUGCUGAUUCUGUUGUAAAUUGUCAGAGAUGUGGUACGUUUAUUAGUGGAACAGUAUUAAUUUUUCAAGGGCCAUGUACGAAUGAUCGUGAAUUAGAUUUAAUAUCCUGUUUUAAAAUUGACCGUCAUAUUAUCAAUGAGACUCUUGAACCGGAAUCGAAGAGGCACGAACCAGUUAUCAAGUAUCUGUAUUAUGGAUGGGGUGUUCUAUUAGGAGGUCUGUACGGAUCUUGGUCGGAUUCUAUUGGUAGAGGAUCGUCUAUGAUGGUUAUAUCUAUUGGAUUGAUUAUAUUUAACUUUUUAAAUAUUUUCGAUUACGAUAUCUUAGGAAAUAUGGAACCUAUUCUACUAUAUAUCUCUAGGAUAAUUGUUGCCUUGACUAGGUUGGGAAUUCGACCCUUCCAACUACUCCCUAUACUUAUAUCUGAACCAAAUCAGGAGCCCUACUUAAUUAUUAGUAUUAUGGGGGGAUUAACGUCAAUAACUGGUUCUGCUAUUCUAUCGCAGUUAAUUCGAUUAGUUGAACCUGAUGAGUAUGGAGUGGUGUUGGGAACAACUUUCGGAUUAACUUGUUUAUUACAAAUUCUAGUUGAGUUCUUCGGUAAAAAAGUAGUAUAUACCUAUAUUUAUAAACCUCUGAACGUUAUAUGGGGGCCAAUACUUGUCAUAUCUUGUUUAUUAUUCCUUAUAAUGGGACUCAAUAUACGGGGUAUUAUGAAUCACAAUUUUGAGUCUUACUACAACCAUUUGAAUAAAGUAAACACUCAAAAGAAAGAAGGGUCUGAAAUAACCAUGCAAACACCGCAAGACCGAAGAUUAUAUAAUAGAAAAUUUCGUAAUAAUUAUUAUCCGAAAAUAAGGUCAGCAGAACUAAAUUCUGAAGACUCUGAGUUCAGAUCUGAAGUUAAAGGUGAUAAUCAAAUUAGAAAUGAUAAUUUUCAAAUUAAUAACGGCAGUCUUAACAAACAUCUUAAUGAUGAUGAUGAUGAUCCGCAUAGUACAAUUGUAUUUCCAAUUCAAUAUUAUUCUCACUCCUCGGAUAAUUUAUCGAAUUCUUCAUCAAGCAACGACGACGAAAGGGUUGAUAGUAUAUUUAGAAAGUCUAUUUCUGAAAAUUGCAUUAUACAAAGUACUCAAAAACUAAAAUUGAAACAUAGAUUGCAAAAUACUUCUACAUUACCAAAAUUGAAUAUAAAUAGAUAG
Molecule: messenger RNA, 1981 nt
Organism: Dimorphilus gyrociliatus
Lineage: Eukaryota; Metazoa; Annelida; Polychaeta; Dinophilidae
Source: the annotation of a GenBank genome assembly